UGUUGAGAUAGUUAAUUUAAUGUCUGCGUCAGUUGUUUAGCUUCGAAAGAUGAGCUGGCAACAAGCUCUUAUUGUGAUUGUGUUUGCCUUUCAAGGCCUCUCAUUAGCUUACGCCCAAUUUCAAAUAACUGAAGAUGACACAGGCUUUGAGAUCAGUUUCAACGGUUUGAAAGUAUUGGAGCAUUUGUCAGAGAGGCCUUUGUUGGAGCUGGGCAAUGGCGAAUUUGAGGCUGUAUUUCAUAAGGGUGAUUAUGACAUCAACGAUACCAUUAAUGAACGAUUUCCUCUCCCAAACUGGACGAUAGAUCAAGAAGCUUCCGGUCCUUUGACGGUAACCUUGACCAACGAAGAUGGCUUGGGAAUGAAAAUCAAUCUGGAUGAAGAUUCGAUUAGCAAAAAUCAAUUCAGUCUUGUUUUCGAUUACGAUGCCUUUGACAACGAGGGGAUUAAUCGCUACUUCUUCCGCUUACCCUCCACCCCUGAAGAGGCUGUUUGGGGAGGGGGCGAGCAAUACACGUGGCUUAACAUGAGAGGACGAACUUACCCCAUGUGGGUGAGGGAACAAGGCUUUGGGCGCAACAAAUCUAGUCUCCUCACCCAGAUUGUCGACGAGUUUGCCAAAGCUGGAGGAGAUUUUCACACCACCUAUUGGCCUCAAGCUUCGUUUCUCUCAUCAAGGAAAUACUACGUCGAGCUGACCACUCCCACAUAUUCGGAGUUGCAAUUUUCUCCUGAGGGUGACGAUGAGGUUGGACAUUAUAUCUAUUGGCACUGGACCCCGGUCAAGGGUGAACCGUGCCGUUCGUGCAAAAUGAAUUUCUUAGUUGGAGGCUCAUUGAUGGACAUAGUCCAAGAGCUGAAUCCUGGACAGCCCCCUCUACCUGAUUGGAUCCAUGAUGGCGCCAUCCUUGGCGUUCAAGGUGGAACUGAAGAUAUGCUCGGAUACCUAAGACAAGCUCAAGACGCUGGAGCCAAAAUCAACGGACUCUGGAUUCAAGAUUGGUCGGGGAAAAUUGUUACAGCAUUGGGAACAAGAGUAUUCUGGAACUGGCGAUGGAACGAGACUUGGUAUCCGAAUCUGGACACGGUAAUCCAAGACCUAAAAGAAGAAAACGUCCGCGUUCUCGUCUACAUUACCCCUCACCUGAACGUUGAGGGUGACGUUUACGAAUCGUUGUCGAAUGAGAAUAUUUGGCUGAAUCGUAAAGAUAGUUCUCGAUUGGUCCAGGACUUUGGCCAAUUCAAUGUCACGACCGUUGACAUAGUGAAUCCUGAUCCGGAUUGCAAUUGUCUUAACCCAGCUCGCAUCAUGUACAAGGACCUGAUGAAGAAGAAUAUUUUGGAUUUGGGGAUAGCAGGUUGGAUGGCCGAUUUUGGGGAAUACACGGAAGUGGACGUACGAACUGCAUACCCGGGAAAGUGGUGGAGUGACGAGGAUCAUGGCGAGAUUUUGCAUCAAAACUUUGCUCAAGAAUGGUGCUCUUUGAACCGGGAAUUGGUCGAGGAAAAUGGCGUGUCGGAUGAGAUCAUGUUCUUCAUGCGAGCCGGUGGAUUGCGCUCGAAAUAUUCCAUUUCCAUGGGCUGGAGCGGCGAUCAAAACGUGGAUUGGACCCAAUCGGAUGGCUUGAAAUCGUCCAUCGUUUCGAGUUUAUCUUUAUCAUUGGGAGGAAUGGGACUCAGUCAUAGUGACAUUGGCGGUUACACUGGGAUGCCACCUUUAGGAGAAAUCCGGUCCAAGGAACUGCUUUUAAGAUGGGCCGAAUAUUCCGCUUUCACGCCCGUUAUGCGAACUCAUGAAGGGUCUCACCGAACUUUUAAUCAUCAGGUUUACACGGAUGAGGAUACAAUGACCCAAUUUGCCCGCACUACUCAAAUCUUUGCGGCGUUGAAAGAAUAUUCCAAGGCCACGGUACUCCAAAAUGCGAAUGAAUUCACUCCAGUAAUGCGUCCCUUGUUUCUAGAGUUCGAUACUGAUGGUGAUGCCUAUCACGAGGAUUAUCAAUAUAUGUACGGUGAUGAUUUGCUCGUGGCUCCAGUGACUGAACCAGGCAUGACUGAAUGGGAGGUCUAUCUCCCUGGACCACAAGACUGGAUCUAUUUAUGGGAUGACGAAGCUACAAUUGUUUUGGGACCAAAGCGAGUCAUUGUACCUGCGCCUAUGGGACAGACGCCCGUUUUCUACAAAGCUGACUCGAAGUGGGUGACCCUGUUUCAGGAAAUCAACCGACAGUUCUCGUUUUCAAAUUCACUAUGAUGUCCAAUGGCUUUCCAAUAGUGUAUUAUAUUUGCUCUACACAACAGUGUUCACA
Molecule: messenger RNA, 2309 nt
Organism: Tigriopus californicus
Lineage: Eukaryota; Metazoa; Arthropoda; Copepoda; Harpacticoida; Harpacticidae
Product: sulfoquinovosidase-like
Biological process (GO): carbohydrate metabolic process
Molecular function (GO): hydrolase activity, hydrolyzing O-glycosyl compounds; carbohydrate binding
Source: RefSeq, a predicted model, not a curated record